Molecule: messenger RNA, 1310 nt
Organism: Aspergillus costaricaensis CBS 115574
Lineage: Eukaryota; Fungi; Ascomycota; Eurotiomycetes; Eurotiales; Aspergillaceae
Exons: 2
Coding region: 454-819 (121 amino acids)
Source: RefSeq, a predicted model, not a curated record
CCACGUCAGAUAUCUCUUCUGAUCUAUACUGAUCGCAUACAGACCCUGGAAGUAAUUGACUGCCCCAAGGUGAGAACCCCUCUUCUCUCCAGCCCUGCUGAUCCCGGCUCAAUCAAGUGUCUUGAACCACUCGUCGGGAUCAUUCUCCCAAGAAAAAACUUCCCGAUUAGUUAUUGAUACCUUGCCUUCCCUUUAUUCCCUCCUUUAUUUUCUCGACUGUGGACCUUUCCGUCUGCUUGUCUGGAUUUCGUGUUUCUUCGGUCCUGCUGCAGUCGUUCCUUUGAUAUCCGCACCUCUUUUAAGUUCUCGCUUCGCUGACCGGGGUACAAUUCCAUCUUACAGGUUACGUACGGUCUUUCCGGAAGCCUCGCAGCCUUUGUCGUUCCACUAUUCUGCACACGCUUCGAACUGCACGCAAUCUACGACCCACCGCAUCCUACCACCAUAGUGGACAUGGCUAGACAUACAUCGCUUGAAUCUGAGAGACCCAUCAUGGCCCAGUCGGCACGUACCUCCAAGCGGUUCUCGACCGUCAGCGAAGCCCCUACGGUCGCCUCGUCGGAAACCACCUUUGCAGGUCUACCGGCCGGAGACCCCAGACUGGCCGAUUUCCACAAUCUCCGCGAUGGACUGGAGCGCCUGGAAAACAAGCCCCUUCUGAAGCAACGUUUCGUUCCCACUCCGGAGAAGACCGAUAACUUGAGCAAGUUGGCAUUGGGUGCCAAGGUGGAGCGCGCCCUUGGACGUAGAAUGACCAGCCAGGACGCUGUCAUGCGAGAACCCGUGCUGAACGAAAAAGCGGUGGUGGAAGCCCCGUGAGUUGUUGCGGCCGUGUCGUGUGGUGUUGACCGAAAGUUUGCAUUUUGAUACCUUACUACUGGACCUUUUGCUCCCUGUCCCCAUGGCCACCUGGGCCACGACUGUUCUAAUGUUGCAUGUUUUCCCGGCUUGCCAGAUUUCCCCUGCGGCGGGUUCUAUGACCGAGUUCGAUACCCGUCUUGAUGAGAAGCUUAUCUUUACCUGUCUAUCAUACCCCCCUUCUGAGCCAGCUGAUUACUUUUGAUUUGAUGCGAUUUCGCUGCGUGUACCAACCCUAAUCUACUGUCUGAUAGCCAUCUACUUAUUUGAUUACUGGGAUUAAUUCUGUGAUGUUUAUGAGGGGUGUGGUAUUGUGUCGGUUCCGUUUACUAUAUGACAAAAGGAGCACGCCGAUGAUUGGAUAUACAAAUCCGAGAUCUGCCAGUGAUCUAUGUUGUACACAGCUCUCUAGACUAUGUAUUGUCUACAUUUUGAAAUAGGAAACAAGCAGG